Molecule: messenger RNA, 786 nt
Organism: Phyllostomus hastatus (greater spear-nosed bat)
Lineage: Eukaryota; Metazoa; Chordata; Mammalia; Chiroptera; Phyllostomidae
Gene: NDUFC1
Product: NADH:ubiquinone oxidoreductase subunit C1
Exons: 5
Coding region: 310-540 (76 amino acids)
Cellular component (GO): mitochondrion
Source: RefSeq, a predicted model, not a curated record
GAGAGGACUGAAGGGUCAACUUUGGUUUCGAUCGCCUAUAAAAAAUAGCCUUCCCGCUGUUAGACUGCCCUUUCGUUCACUGAAUCGACUUUCACGACUGAUCAUACCUUGAGCUUGCAGUGCUAAAAUGCAGGAGACGGAGCGGAGGAGUGGGAGCACUUGGCCGUAACUGCGAUUCUCAGCUAAAGCCUCUGUGCGGCGCGGCUGCGGAGCCGGCGAGCCCCGCGCCUCCAGACGCCAGGGGGCGCUCGGCCGGGAGCCGACUCCGGGAGAGACCCCAUUCAGGGAGGCGGGGUCCGGCCUGGCAAGAUGGCGCCGUCCACGCUGUUGCGGUCCCUCCCUAGGCUGCUCGCCCCGGCCAGGCUCCCGGGGGGCUCGUCAGCGCGGUCAAAGUUCUACGUUCGAGAGCCGCUACAUGACAAACCGGACUGGCUGAAAGUGGGGUUGACCUUGGGCACUUCCGCCUUCCUGUGGAUCUAUCUCAUCCAGCAACAUAGAGAGGAUGUUUUAGAGUAUAAAAGAAGAAAUGGGUUGGAAUAAACUUUUAAAAUAUGAAUACAGUAUGUUCUAUAUUCCAAUGAAAGCAGUUCCAGUCUGUUGAAUUGUAAACGUGAGAGAAAAGUUGUAUGUGAAAGUAUGUCAUUAGCAUUUGUGUUUUGCACCAUUAAGUGAAAAAAUAAAAAUAUUUCUGUAUUCUUCAGAUUUCAUAUACUAUGGCAGUGUUGAAAAUGUGAAUUCUAAUGCACAUGAAAUAAUAAAAACAAAGCAAAGGAGAAAAAAAGAAAA